Phyllostomus discolor (pale spear-nosed bat) is the source of this 1805-nucleotide messenger RNA. RefSeq names its product heat shock protein family A (Hsp70) member 14 (gene HSPA14). Gene Ontology annotation, biological process: cellular response to unfolded protein; protein refolding. Bases 129 to 1658 code for a protein of 509 amino acids. NCBI's taxonomy places the organism in Eukaryota, Metazoa, Chordata, Mammalia, Chiroptera, Phyllostomidae. Gene Ontology annotation, cellular component: cytoplasm; ribosome. The transcript has 14 exons. Gene Ontology annotation, molecular function: ATP binding; ATP-dependent protein folding chaperone; heat shock protein binding. The record is from RefSeq and is a predicted model, not a curated record.
UUUGGACCGGACGCAGUGGGCGGGCGGGAACGUGAAGUCUCCGCGGUGCCUGAUGGGGCUGUUGGGAGCCGGAGACUUGUAGCCAGCCGGCGAACAGUCUUUACAGCUGCUACCGUCUCUGCCGCCUCAUGGCGGCCAUCGGAGUUCACCUGGGUUGCACAUCAGCCUGUGUGGCCGUCUAUAAGGAUGGCCGGGCUGAUGUUGUUGCAAAUGAUGCAGGAGACAGAGUUACUCCAGCUGUUGUUGCUUACUCAGAAAAUGAAGAGGUUGUUGGAUUGGCAGCAAAGCAAAGUAGAAUAAGAAAUAUUUCAAAUACAGUAAUGAAAGUAAAGCAGAUUCUUGGCAGAAGCUCUGAUGACCCACAGGCUCAGAAAUACAUCACAGAAAGUAGAUGUUUAGUCAUUGAAAAAAAUGGGAAAUUACGAUAUAAAAUAGAUACUGGAGAGGAAACCAAAUUUGUUAAUCCAGAAGAUGUUGCCAGACUGAUAUUUAGUAAAAUGAAAGAAACAGCACAUUCUGUCUUGGGCUCAGAUGCAAAUGAUGUGGUCAUUACUGUUCCAUUCGAUUUUGGAGAAAAGCAAAAAAAUGCUCUUGGGGAAGCAGCCAGAGCCGCUGGCUUUAAUGUUUUGCGGUUAAUCCAUGAACCAUCUGCAGCUCUCCUGGCUUAUGGAAUUGGACAAGACUCCCCCACUGGAAAAAGCAAUAUUUUGGUGUUCAAACUAGGAGGAACAUCAUUAUCUGUCAGUGUCAUGGAAGUUAACAGUGGAAUAUAUCGCGUUCUUUCAACAAACACUGAUUAUAACAUUGGAGGUACACAUUUUACAGAAACCUUAGCACAGCACCUAGCUUCUGAGUUUCAGAGGUCCUUCAAACAUGAUAUCAGAGGAAAUGCCCGAGCCAUGGUGAAAUUGAUGAACAGUGCUGACAUUGCAAAACAUUCUUUAUCCACCUUGGGAAGUGCCAAUUGUUUCCUUGAUUCAUUAUACGAAGGUCAAGAUUUUGACUGCACUGUGUCCAGAGCAAGAUUUGAACUUCUCUGUUCUCCACUUUUUAAUAAAUGUAUAGAAGCAAUCAGAGCACUCUUACAACAAAGUGGAUUUACAGCUGAUGAUAUCAACAAGGUUGUCCUUUGUGGAGGGUCUUCUCGAAUUCCAAGGCUACAGCAACUGAUUAAAGAUCUUUUCCCAGCGGUCGAGCUUCUAAAUUCUAUCCUUCCUGAUGAGGUUAUCCCUAUUGGUGCAGCUAUAGAAGCAGGAAUACUUAUUGGGAAAGAAAACCUUUUAGUGGAAGACUCUCUGAAGAUAGAGUGUUCAGCCAAAGAUAUCUUAGUUAAGGGAGUUGAUGAAUCAGGAGCCAACAGUUUUACAGUACUGUUUCCAUCAGGGACUCCUUUGCCAGCUCGAAGACAACACACAUUACAAGCCCCUGGAAGUAUAUCUUCAGUGUGCCUUGAACUGUAUGAGUCUGAGGGGAAAAACUCUGCAAAGGAGGAAAACAAGUUUGCACAGGUUAUACUCCAGGAUUUAAAUAAAAAAGAAAAUGGAUUACAUGACAUAUUAGCUGUUCUCACUAUGAAAAGGGACGGAUCUUUACAUGUGACGUGCACAGAUCAAGAGACUGGAAAAUGUGAAGCGGUCACUAUUGAGGUGGCAUCUUAGUGUUUUAAAACAACAUGAUUUUUUUUAGAACUAAAAUGUCAACAUUAUUUGGUUUUGUUUGUAAGUGAUGUUUAUAUUAAAAAAUACUUUUGGAUGAACUGUAUGUAUCAUCUAUGUUUCUAUUAAACUACAAUAUAUUGAUAAAUG